CAUCGCUCUUGUAGCCAUAGUUACAACAACAAAUGACUGUCCUUUUAAAGCCCAGGGAAAACUCCGUUAUUAAUUAAUUUGUUUUUCGGUCUUAAAAAUAUGGAGUUUCCCGCGGAUAAUGCGCUCAGCACAACGAGAGCCAAAUUGGAGGACUCUCCAAUUAAAUCAAUGAGUGAAUAUUACAACUCCAUCUCGAGAGGAAUUUUUCAGAACUCUGCUCCUUUGCCCGCAUGGGAUCAAGUGCCCCGCUCAUCAGCUCAAAAUUUAAUAGAAUCUUUGAUAUCACGCGACCAGCAGAGAGCCAAGAACCAGGCUGAAGAGGAAGUUUAUCAAAAUAAAAAGAUUACACUUGAUAAACAGUGGGAAGAGAUUAAAACUUUGGAGGAAACUCUGAAGAAUGCCUUUUUCGAGACGGAGGAAAAAAUCAAUGAGCUCAAAAACUGUGGUACAGGGUCAGCAAGUGAGAAAAAUGAAGAUCUCAUAAGAGAAACAGAGCAAUUGGACUCGCAAGCCACUUUUUUCAUCGAGGAAACGCAGAAAAUCUAUGAGGCGAUUAAUAACAUGCAAGCCGAUAUCCUUGCUAACUCAACUUAUGUGGAAUUCGCUAAGAAAGUUGCUCACGAGCAUCCAGGUUUGUACGACGACGGAGCAAAAUCGGUAUUGCAGCAUUUCGAACGGCUUAAAAAUGCGCACAAAGAAAUUACCAAGAAUCAAGAAAGUCUACUAUUUAAAAUGAAGCGACUGCGCAAAGAUACCCUACAGUUGGCCUCUAAAUCUCUAGCGGAAUUAGACCAAUUAGAGGCACAAAUCCACGAACUAAAUUCGCAACUCUCAGCUCAUGAAGCGGAAAAUGAAGGACAAGCCAAAAUUGCGUUGGAGCAAAAAGAGUUGGAAAGAGCACUUACAGGCGAAGCAAAGCGAAUGAGGGAAUCACUCAAAUGCAUGUACGAACAAAUGUGGAAAAGGUACAACGGAAUUGCAAGCAUGCCGCUGGCCAAAAAAUGUCAAGAGCAAGCGGAGUACAUCCAGUUAGCCAUGACAGCCCUGGAAAAUUUGAUUCAACACCUCAAGGUAGCGGAUCCUAAACCAAAUGAGUCUGUCAACCCUGAGGCGUCAAUUCGGAGUAAACGAAAUUAAAUAUCGGUUUAAUCAUUAGCAACAA
Cloeon dipterum is the source of this 1162-nucleotide messenger RNA. RefSeq lists its product as uncharacterized. Bases 100 to 1137 code for a protein of 345 amino acids. The transcript has 6 exons. The record is from RefSeq and is a predicted model, not a curated record. NCBI's taxonomy places the organism in Eukaryota, Metazoa, Arthropoda, Insecta, Ephemeroptera, Baetidae.